Messenger RNA from Fukomys damarensis (Damara mole-rat), 565 nucleotides. Its product is annotated as olfactory receptor 15-like. The record is from RefSeq and is a predicted model, not a curated record. The annotation marks the transcript as partial. Gene Ontology annotation, cellular component: membrane. Gene Ontology annotation, biological process: G protein-coupled receptor signaling pathway. NCBI's taxonomy places the organism in Eukaryota, Metazoa, Chordata, Mammalia, Rodentia, Bathyergidae. The transcript has a single exon. Gene Ontology annotation, molecular function: olfactory receptor activity; G protein-coupled receptor activity.
AUGGAAAAAGCAAACAUGAGCUUUCCCAAAGCUUUUGUGUUUCUGGGCUUCUCAGAGUUUCCCUGGCUGGAGAGGCCCCUCUUUGCAGUGGUCCUGGUCUCCUACUUCCUCACCCUGCUGGGGAACAGCUCCAUCAUCCUCCUAUCCCUGGUGGACCCCAGACUCCAGACACCCAUGUACUUCUUCCUGGACAACCUUUCUCUUCUGGACCUUGGUGUCACCUCCACCAUUGUGCCCCAGCUGCUUACAAAUCUCUGGGGACCAGACAAGACUAUUGCUUCCUGGGGCUGCCUCACACAGGUCUAUCUUUUUAAUUGGACUGCUUGUGCUGAAUGCAUCCUGUUGGCCAUGAUGGCCAUUGACCGCUAUGUGGCCAUCUGCCAGCCCCUCCAGUACACUCUCAUCAUGCGUCCCUGGGUCUGUGUACAGAUGGCAGCUGCUUCUUGGUGCAGUGGCCUGGCUAAUUCCCUGCUCCAAACCACAUUCACCCUCCAGCUCUCGCUCUGUGGACACCAAACCCUGGACCACUUUUUCUGUGAGGUGCCUGUGCUCAUCAAGCUGGCCU